Molecule: messenger RNA, 5040 nt
Organism: Spirodela intermedia
Lineage: Eukaryota; Viridiplantae; Streptophyta; Magnoliopsida; Alismatales; Araceae
Source: the annotation of a GenBank genome assembly
AUGGCGACGGAGAGGAAGCGGAAGGUGAGCCUCUUCGACGUGGUGGACGACAGCUCGGUGUCGAAGCUGACCAAGGCGAAUGGCGCUGCUGGUCGGGCGGCUACUCCGCCGGGGACCAAUCGGUGGACGGGGCGUCCCUACUCGCAGCGCUACUACGAGAUCCUGGAGAAGCGGAAGACUCUUCCCGUGUGGCUGCAGAAGGACGAGUUCCUCGAUGCGGUGAAGGCCAGCCAGACCCUCAUCCUCGUAGGCGAGACGGGCAGCGGAAAGACGACCCAGGUUCCAUCAUUCGUUCCGUUCUUUUGGCCCUUGAAUUGCUUCUCGGUGAUAAUCUCCGUUGUUGAUGUAUUGUGUGCCGUCUUAUAUUUCAUUCGCGUAAUAGAACGUUAGAUUCUUUUGUUUAUUACUCCGCGUGUAUGAAUAGUGCAUUUGGCCUUCAUUAAGGGUCCCAGCGUACCCAAGAUAAGAAUAUAUACUAGUUUAUUUAGGAUGCUGCAUGAAGUUUGAUAUCUUCCUGGUUAAAGUUGGUUUUCUCCAGUGGAUGUGCUCGGCCUCCCUGAAAGUUGGGGAAUCUGACCGGAGGACUAAAAAAUUAGAAUAUUCUAGAAAAGCGAUUAGGAAUAUGCACAUCAGAAUAGAUAAAUAACUCGUCAAGGACAGGGAUCCAUGGCACUUGGUUGACAGUAGUGUUUCGUUUCGUUUUCAUCGCAUGCAUCCAUCUUGGGUAAUCAUGUUAUGCAGAUAGAACAUGCGGUCAUGGGUAGUCUGGUGUUCAUUUAACCAUGUUUCGAAAUCAGGCGGCGUAAGUCGACCUGAGGCAUCAAUUAUCAUUGAAAUAAAUUAUAGUGCGUAUGCAAUCGGCAACACGUUGAUUGACCUAAAGGUCAAAUUCUAGGCACCCUAAUCUUUGUCCUCUUGAGCAGUGGCAUGCAACUUUGUAGUUGUCCAUGUAAUGGUUAAACAUUUGUAAUUCUGAUAUCUUUGGCUUCUCGAUAAACUGUUUGCUAAAGGCUGAUCUUAUUCUCGCAUCGUUUUAAUUAUGGUUUUGAUACAUAGUCGGACGGAAAGUGCUGAGUGAUAAUUAUCUCUCAAGCUAGAGUUUAGCCCAGCUAUGGGAGAGGUCAGAUGGAGAGACUCAAGUGGAGGGUCCAAGUUUUAUGUUUUAAUUUCUGAAAUGGAGAUAGAUCGCUGUUCCUUUGUGAUUUUCAAAUUCCAGUUUAUUGUGUGAAAUAUAAACUUCUCUUUAUGGAUAUGCCCGUCAAAAAACUCCCAUUUAAAGCAGUCACUUUGUCUCUGCAGCCGUUGCCCAUGAUAGAUAUCCACGAGGAAAUCUUACUUACUUUUCAUAGUGGAGAUUAAACAUAGGGAGAGUGUGGCCUGUGGCUUAAAUGACCUCAGUUUUUAAUCUUUGUUGUAAAUGUUGGCAUCUUGACAUCAUUACUGAUCGAUAGUUUUUUUUGGUUGCAUUUUUUUGGCUUCCUGUCAGUUGAGGGUGCUGAUUGAGAAUUGUUUUUUACCUGACAGAUUCCCCAGUUUGUUUUGGAACUUGAUGACGCUGGCAAACGCCCGAUGGUUGCUUGCACACAACCUCGUAGAGUGGCUGCAAUGUCUGUUUCCCGUCGUGUUGCAGAAGAGAUGGAUGUGACAAUUGGUGAAGAAGUUGGUUACAGCAUACGUUUUGAAGAUUGCAGUAGCAAUAAAACGAUGCUUAAGUAUGUUCUUAAUUUUUGAAGUGCUUUCUGUGCGAGGAAAUAUUCCUUGUGGAAAGCUUUAUGUAGCCUGCUUUUUCCGUCUUGCUAGCGAUCGCCUUUAUUUUUCUUUUGGUGUAUGGCCCCUCUUUUUAUUUCUGACCCCUGAUUGUAAAUCACCUCAGGUACUUAACUGAUGGUAUGCUUUUAAGAGAAGCAAUGGCAGAUCCACUUCUGGAGAGAUACAAGGUGAUAAUUCUUGAUGAGGCCCAUGAGCGCACAUUGGCAACCGAUGUUCUAUUUGGGCUCUUGAAGGAAGUGCUGAAAAACAGGCCAGACAUGAAACUAGUAGUGAUGAGUGCCACACUUGAAGCUGAGAAAUUUCAGGGUUAUUUCAGUGGUGCACCGCUGAUGAAAGUGCCUGGAAGGCUCCAUCCGGUCGAAAUCUUCUAUACCCAGGAACCAGAGAGAGACUACCUGGAAGCUGGCAUUAGAACAGUCGUGCAGAUACACAUGUGCGAACCUGCAGGUGACAUCCUUGUUUUUCUCACUGGAGAAGAGGAGAUUGAAGAUGCUUGCAGGAAAAUAACGAAGGAAGUUAAUAAUUUAGGUGAUCAAGUGGGUCCUGUGAAAGUGGUUCCGCUGUACUCAACUUUACCCCCCGCAAUGCAGCAGAAGAUAUUUGAGCCUGCUCCAGCCCCACUGAAGGAAGGAGGUCCUCCUGGGAGGAAGAUCGUUGUGUCUACCAAUGUCGCAGAAACAUCAUUGACCAUUGACGGCAUAGUCUAUGUGAUCGAUCCUGGUUUUUCUAAGCAGAAGGUUUAUAACCCCCGGAUACGUGUGGAAUCAUUGUUAGUGUCUCCUAUAUCGAAGGCAAGUGCUCAUCAGCGAGCAGGGCGUGCUGGAAGAACGCAGCCUGGGAAGUGCUUUAGACUGUACACUGAGAAAAGUUUCCAUAAUGAUCUUCAACCACAGACCUAUCCUGAGAUUCUCCGAUCAAAUCUGGCAAACACAGUUCUCACUCUGAAAAAGCUUGGCAUUGAUGAUCUAGUUCAUUUUGACUUCAUGGACCCACCCGCCCCUGAGACCUUGAUGAGGGCGUUGGAGGUCCUGAACUACUUGGGUGCCCUGGAUGAUGAAGGGAACUUGACCAAAUUGGGGGAGAUAAUGAGUGAAUUCCCGCUGGAUCCUCAAAUGUCCAAAAUGCUUGUUGUCAGCCCUGAGUUCAAUUGCUCCAACGAGAUACUCUCUAUAUCUGCUAUGCUUUCAGGUAAGAGCUUCGUACUGUGCUUCAAGUGCUCCUUUCUGUCCUAAUAAGCAUGUGGUUUCGUCUGGGCGCAUUGGGUCGCUUUACUUUCUCAGAGGUUAAUUAAUGCCACACUUGCAUGUGCGUUUUUAAUGCGUCUGAAAUUGUAUGACUAGCCACAUCCCAGUAAUUUAAUAAAAAAUAAACAUGUUUAUAGACUUGUUUACUCGUUGUUAAUCAAUUAGGUUAUGUUGUAGCUCCAUAUGGCUACGGUUUCAUUCAUCCUCAACCCCCCUUCCUCCUCCUCCUCCUACUUGGAAAUAAUUUAUUUCACAUUUCUUUACAUCCUGGAAAUUUAGGGAAAAAAACGUUUAAAUAUAUAUUUUUUAUUUUAUUAUCAUUAAUUAAUCUGUCGGUUGAUGUUAUCACUUUGUAUGGCGACACGUUCUCUACCCUCAAGUUUGCUUUCUACUUGUCUUUCUGAUUUGCAUCCACGUACGCACCUGGUGCGUCUGCAUUAGUUUCAGUUUCUGUCCAUGUAAGAUUUGUCCUUUCUGGCUGUUUGGCUUCCUUGUGGGCUCCUAGUCAUCUCAUCGGUCAGUCAGUCAGCAUGACCAUCAUGGGCUUUAUCUUGAAUUUAAGUGCUAAUUCAGAUAGUUGCAGUUUCUCAGUUAUUCUCUCAUGAAGCAAAUGGUGUCAUCUCGCCUCUAUGCAUCUGCUGACCUCCCCUGGGCCUCUUCUGUGAUGACCAAUUUCUUUAUUUAGUACCCAACUGCUUUCUCCGGCCUAGGGAGGCCCAGAAAGCUGCAGAUGAAGCGAAAGCUCGGUUUGGGCACAGCAAUGGGGAUCACCUAACUCUUCUCAACGUGUACCACGCCUACAAGCAGAACAGUGAGUCUCUCACGCCUUUAUCUGUUCUAGUGGUCUUCGUUUCUGGCCUCUCACUCUGAAGCUUCUUCCGAAAAUGGCACACGGUAGACGAAGAUCCUUCAUGGUGCUAUGAGAAUUUCGUCAACCAGAGGGCGAUGAAGUCUGCCGACAACGUCAGGCAGCAGCUCGUCCGCAUCAUGGCGAGGUUCAACCUCAAGCUGUGCAGCACAGACUUCAACAGCCGUGACUACUACACGAACAUCAGGAAGUCGAUGCUCUCUGGUUACUUCAUGCAGGUGGCUCAUCUUGAGCGCACAGGCCAUUACUUGACCGCCAAGGACAACCAGGUGAGCCCCUCCUUCCCCUCUCCAUGGCAUGUUCUCAUCUCUCACAUCUCUCUCUCUCUCUCUCUCUCUCUCUCUCUCUCUCUCUCUAUAUAUAUAUAUAUAUAUAUAUAUAUAUAUAUAUUCCCCUUUUCCUCUCUCAUAACCUCAAGAUGUCCCUUUUCUGUGCAUUUAGGUUGUCCACUUACAUCCUUCGACAUGUUUGGAUCAAAAACCGGAGUGGGUCAUCUACAACGAGUUCGUCUUAACCAGCAGAAAUUUCAUUCGCACCGUCACAGAUGUUCGCGGGGAGUGGUGAGUACAUCUUUCUUCAUCCUGACGUGUUGUUGUUCACUUCACUGACUUCCGUAGAUGAGCCGCUCAUUGCGCAUUCCAUACUCAUGAUCCCUGCUUUCCUCACGUUUUUAAGAAGACGAAUUUCUCGAUAAAUCUUUAUUAUUUUUCCUCUGCGAGAUGGGUUUCUACGUAUAGAAGUCAACCCUGCUUCCUCAAGUAGCUAGUCUUAUAAUUUUCAAGGCUCCAUUCACUCACAGUUAGGAACGAACCUGUGAAACGCAAGGAGAAUUCAUCACUCUUCGAUUAAAAGCGCAGUCAAACCUAACGGACAUCUAAUCUUUUUGCCCAUUUGCAUAAAACGUGUUCCAGAUCGUGGGUUUUGGUGGGUUUUCGCCUCGGGCUUAUAAAAGUCAACCCCCUUCGAUUAAAAAAGUCUUCUUCUUACCAAAACCCAUGGGCCGGAUGGAUUAUCCGCAGGCUGGUGGAUAUUGCGCCGCACUACUACGACCUGAGCAACUUCCCACCGUGCGAGGCGAAGCGGGUACUCGAGCGGCUCUACAACAAGCGCGACCGCGAGAAGGUCGACAGCAGGGACCGCAAGGGCUCAGUGGCUUGA